Messenger RNA from Astyanax mexicanus (Mexican tetra), 2594 nucleotides. RefSeq names its product SRY-box transcription factor 12 (gene sox12). The transcript has 2 exons. The record is from RefSeq and is a predicted model, not a curated record. Bases 384 to 1496 code for a protein of 370 amino acids. Gene Ontology annotation, biological process: anatomical structure morphogenesis; regulation of DNA-templated transcription; cell differentiation. Gene Ontology annotation, molecular function: RNA polymerase II cis-regulatory region sequence-specific DNA binding; DNA-binding transcription factor activity, RNA polymerase II-specific. NCBI's taxonomy places the organism in Eukaryota, Metazoa, Chordata, Actinopteri, Characiformes, Acestrorhamphidae.
GGUUUAUAGAGCAGCAGACGGGGGGCCGUCCCUACAAAGAGGGAAUAGGGGAGGAGAGACGGCAAACCGGGAUAGAGAGAGAGAGAGAAAGAAAGAGAGAGAGAAAGGGGAUAAGGAGGGCUAGUGAGAGAGACUGAGAGAGAGAGAGAAAGAGAGAGCAAGAGUCCGUAUGGGACAGGCUUGAUGGAACUGCCUGCAGACACUGGAGAGCAGCCUUUUUUACCACUGCCGUCUAUCACAACUGCUACAGUGCAGCCGAUGUCUGCCUGAGGAUAGGACCAGCCUGAGUAGUACUGUGGAGUCUAGCAGCAAAGGAGUUUACUGACUGACAAAAGCAGGAGCAGAUAAGAGACAUCCCUGCAUCAUACUGUGUCUAGUCAUGGAUGACUCUAGAGACACUUCUAAGUAGAGGCUGCUCCUGCAUCAUGGUUCAGCAAAAAUACUCUACAGCAAUGGACAGAGAUUCAAGCCGAGAGGUGUUCGUGGAACUGGGAACCGAGGAUGCAGACGAGGUCUUUGGGCACAUCCCUUCCAGCAAGGAUCCCAACUGGUGCAAAACUCCCACUGGGCACAUCAAGAGACCCAUGAACGCAUUCAUGGUCUGGUCCCAAAUCGAGAGACGGAAGAUCAUGGAGCAGUGGCCUGACAUGCACAAUGCAGAGAUCUCUAAGCGCCUCGGAAAACGCUGGAAAUUACUUCCAGACUAUGAGAAGAUACCCUUCAUAAAGGAGGCGGAGAGGCUGCGUCUGAAGCACAUGGCUGACUACCCCGACUACAAGUAUCGUCCCAGGAAGAAGAGUAAGUGCUCCACGCCUGUCAAAGUUGGGGACAAGCUCCCACUGAAAGCCAACAAGUCCCAUUCAGGUCGAUCCUCCAGUUUCACCAGCAAAGGGCUCAAAGUCAAACCCAACUCCUCCAAACACAAAGUGAACUUCAAUGGCAAUAAACACAAGAGCUACAGCGAAAGCAUGAGUGAAGAUGACACAGUGGAUGUAAACCUGGCAAUUCCAGUGACCCUGCAAGACAGCCAGAAUCAGGCAAAUCUUGUUAUCCUCCACCAGCAAACUACCAUUCCCCUCAAGGACCAGCAGCCAAUUUCUCAACUCAGAGUCAAAGUGCCCUCCUCACUGUCCAGCAAUCUCCAGAGUCCCUCCUCUGACACUGGUUUUCAAGCACCUUUAGAGGCCAGGACGUCUGAGCUACGGGGGUCUAAUUCCGGAAGAUCCUCCACACCAACGUCCAUCAGCUCCUCCUCCUUCGUGUCGUCGACUUCUUCAGACGAGGAACUGGAUGAGGAAAUCUUGCAUAUCAUAUCCAACACAAACUUUGACAGCAUGCCUAUGGACUGCUCCACUCUGGACAAGGACUUUGAAGCAUUUCAUGCCAACUCAGGAUCCCACUUUGACUUUCCCGACUACUGCACCCCAGAGGUGAACGAGAUGAUCUCUGGGGACUUGCUUGUACCAAGUAUUUCUGACCUGGUGUUUACCUACUAGGGUUGAGUCCAAUGUGAUGUUUAUGGUUGGGCAGACAUGUCUGCCAAAGCCAGUGGUCUUGAACACGUUUAACAAGUCUAUGACCCUGACCUCGGACAAUUCCUCACUUCCUUUGUCCCCCCCAAUGUUUUGUUUCUCUAUGAAUUCCGUAAGUGCUAUUGCUUUUGUUUUCCAAGCAUGUCACAUCUUGUUGAGUUAGGAUAAGAACAGCAUGGGGCUCUGUAGAGUACUUAAGUGGAGUUAAAUAUUCAGACACUCAAGACCCAGUUUUUGACAAAAAGCAGAUAGACAUUCCGCAGACAACAUAACUUCAGGUCAAGAAAAGGUCAGGCAAAGGCAGCAAAGGUGUAUUUCUUCCUGGCAGGAGAUACCUGCCAAGAACUUCCAACAAGUCUGAAAUAUUCCAGGGUUUUGACAGUUUUCAGUUGAGAAAUAAAUAAAAAAAAAGCUGCAGGAGAGCAGCAUAGCCAUUAUAGUGCCAGUCAUGCAUCAGUAUUUAUAUUUCUAAACCACAGAGCACCGCAAAUGUCAUGCCUGCCUGCUGCCUGUUCAUAGCGGCAUUACUGUCCUGUUACACUGAGAUAUCGUUCCACAAACUGAUUCAUAUUAAUCCACUGAUUCCACUUCUACUGGAAGACUCUAUAUAUCUACCACUCUACCUUUUUGCACAAGAAAUUUCACAGAGUAGACUUGUACUGAGACCAUGUCUACUAUUACAUUAGUGUUGUGCACUGGCGGCAUUAGCAAUCUGAAUGGAUAGAGAUAAAAAGCUGGGUUGAGAAGUCUGUUGAAGUCUGAAUCGGUUUGCGUGAAAGCUAAUUAAAAUCUGCAGCACUUGACAGGCGUACAGUAUGGAGGAGCGUCAGAAAACCGCCAGACUAAAUCACUGCUGAGAAGUGUCGGGCGGCUGGCACGGAAUUGAUCUCCUGCUCUUUAAUUAGGUAACAGCAAUUUCAUCACCUCACUAAUGCCGCAAGACGUGAGAUGCAGGCAUGACUGAAAGGCAGCCCGGCGCUGCGCUGCACUGUACUGUCUGUGAGCUUCUUUUUGUGCCUGCUCUCAGGCGGGACGGGCUGCGGGUGAAGGGGGCUAGGGGUU